AUGGCCCUAAUCCUCCAAAGUAAGAGGCAGCGGUACUUGAGUUUUCCCGACUUGGGCAUACAAUUGGGCCACUUGGGCGGCAUGGGCCAAGGCUGCGGCUUCCAAAGAGCAUUUCAGCCCGACAGCGUUCGUGUUGUACCUCGGAGGGUGUCUGAGGCUGUUGGGCGAUGCGACCCCGUUGCACUGACUAAAAACAAUAGAUGA
Molecule: messenger RNA, 204 nt
Organism: Protopolystoma xenopodis
Lineage: Eukaryota; Metazoa; Platyhelminthes; Monogenea; Polystomatidea; Polystomatidae
Source: the annotation of a GenBank genome assembly